This is a messenger RNA of Ostrinia furnacalis (Asian corn borer), 1370 nucleotides long. RefSeq names its product heparan sulfate 2-O-sulfotransferase pipe. The record is from RefSeq and is a predicted model, not a curated record. Gene Ontology annotation, molecular function: sulfotransferase activity. Lineage: Eukaryota; Metazoa; Arthropoda; Insecta; Lepidoptera; Crambidae. The annotation marks the transcript as partial. Gene Ontology annotation, cellular component: membrane. The transcript is spliced from 7 exons.
UCCUCAGGGGCCGCCACAGAGCGCACGGAGCACGCCGCAUUCGCUUCCGCGCAGGAGUACAAAGAAGCUUUGGAGGCGAUACGAAGGCACACUGGCGCAGAGCGCAGCAAACCGCAGCGUACCCUGGAGGCCGAGCCCGAGGAGUCGCAGCAGGAGAUUGACCAGGAGUACCUGGACGAGCUGCUAGUACCGGAGCCGUGGGAGCUCAACAAUACCGCUCGGGCUGGCAUGGAGCUGCUGUUCUUCAACCGUGUGCCCAAGGUCGGCAGCCAGACCUUCAUGGAACUGCUGAGGCGGCUGGCUAUUAGGAACCAGUUUGGGUUCCACCGGGACGCCGUGCAGCGCGUGGAGACCAUCCGCCUGGCGCCGGCCGACCAGCAGGUGCUGGCGGGGCUGGUGGCUGCGCACGCGCCGCCCGCCUCCUACAUCAAGCACGUCUGCUACACUAACUUCACUAGGUUCGGCUAUCCAUCUCCAAUCUACGUGAACGUUGUCCGGGACCCCGUGGAGCGAGUAAUAUCGUGGUACUACUACGUCAGGGCCCCCUGGUACUAUGUGGAGAGAAAAAGAGCGUUCCCCGAUUUACCGUUGCCUGACCCGGCUUGGUUAAAAAAGGACUUCGAGACCUGUGUGCUGAGUGGUGACCGCGAGUGCCGGUACAUUGAGGGCGAGACGCACGAGGGAAUCGGGGACCACCGACGCCAGACGCUGUUCUUCUGUGGACACGAGCCUCAGUGCACGCCAUUCAACAGCGUGGAAGCUCUCCAGCGCGCCAAGCGAGUGGUGGAGCAGCAGUAUGCGGUGGUGGGAGUGCUAGAAGACAUGAACUCAACACUGCUUGCGUUGGAAAGAUACAUCCCGCGGUUCUUCCAAGGGGCACUGCGCUUGUAUUGGGAGGAGCUGAACACAUUCAACCGCAUCAACCGCAACGCGUUCAAGCCGCCCGUCUCCGAGGCUGUAAAACAAAUCGUCCGCGCUAACUUCACUAGAGAGAUAGAAUUCUAUGAGUUCUGCAAGCAAAGACUGCACAUGCAACUGCGGGCCCUAAGGGACCCUUCCAUCACACCCCCUACCACCAGGACCGCGAGGAGACGAAGAGCCCAAAGGAUAUUUAGGAGACCGCAGAAGUGAGACCCACAGACAGUUAGUUAAGUUAGUGUGAAAGUAUUCUAAAAAGACUACGUCUUCCUGCUUUUAGUGUAUCGUGGACAGUGUAAGUUCACGAUGGUCAGUUUGUAAAAAAGUGCGUCCUAAUGCGAUCCUUUAGGACACAGUGGUAGCUAUCAUCAUCAUUAUCAUCAUCAUCAUCAUCAUCAUCAUCAUCAUCAUCAUCAUCAUCAUCAUCAUCAUCAUCAUCAUCAUCAUAAUUA